CAGGAGUCUCAAAUUGACGAGGGCGGCCUAAGAAAAUACCCAGACAUAUUUGGUGAUACAGGGACCACCCACGUUAUUGUCAGAGAGAGCUUUUUUGCAUUAAAAGAUGCAUCCAAAUGUAAGAUUAAAUUAAAAAUCAGUGGCAAUGUUGCUAAUACGUAUAUUCAAUUUACAUAUGUGGAUUUUUGUGGGUUCUUGAGACCACCAGGAGAAAAAUAAAGAAAUGUAUGUUUUCUUAUGGGCAAGUUAAGCUCAGAUGAAAAUUUAAACAAAUACUGACAGUUAAGUGGAACUGUCCAAAAUGUUCUUAUAUGCAUAUUACUCUUGAGUUUUUAAGAAAAUGUUAUUUGUAUUAAUGUUCCAAAGAACAUUUUGCAGCAUUUUGUUUAAAAUCUUGUGUAACUUUUGGGGUAAAAAUGCUUGUAAAAUGGAAAGGGAGAGCACCUUCUCUGGGAAGUUGGUGGCCUUUCUACAGCCAAGGGGACAGCAGUGAGAAACAAUUUAGGAAACAGUGUGAUGUUGAGGAUGCUUUUCUUUUCUCAUCAAUCAACAUGAGACUUUUCUUUACACACCAAUCAACAUGAGACUUUUCUUUACACAUCAAUCAACAUGAGACUUUUCUUUACACACCAAUCAACAUGAGACUUCUUUUCACAUCAAUCACCAUGAGACUUUUCUUUUCACAUCAAUCACCAUGAGACUUUUCUUUACACAUCAAUCAACAUGAGACUUUUCUUUCCACAUCAAUCAACAUGAGACUUUUCCUUUUACAUAAAUCAACUUUAAACUUUUUUUCUCUUUAUUUUUCUGUCAGAUGAUGAUUCUAAGCAUUUGUAUGAAAUUUGCAGUUCAAAAGAGAGUUGGUUGAUGAUGGAAUUGCAACUUUUAAUUCACAAGGUUUGAAAAAAAUCUUCAUUCGAAGAAAUAAUAUGUUACUUUAAAAUUUAAUCUGAACCCUCUGUUAAUGUUUAUGUUGAAAUUAAAACAUGAUGAAUAUUUCCAGGGGCACUUGAUUUUUUUUUUUUUUUUGGUCCAGGUGAUACCUAAAAAGUACAAGGAAGAAAGAGCUCUUGAUUUAGUCAUCCUGGCAGUGUGUAACGAAGAUGUUGUUGGCCAGAGAGCUGCAGUCAUGCUUGAACUUUUAUUGUUAACUUCACCACAUCAAAAGUUCUCACACAAUGUUUUUGUAUGUUUUAAAGAGUUAAUUUUAUCAAUAUUUGAAAUUUUGCAGUCAGACUAUAUCUGCUUAAUUUCAGUUGGUCUGUCUAGAGAAGACCUUAAAAAAUGCUUGAUGGAACAAUUACAAAAAUGUGGUCCAUGUGUCCAGUUUUAUUUAUAUAUAUUAUUAUUAAACUAAUAUAAUGUGUGACACUAAAAUAAAAUAAAAUAUUAAAAAUUGAAUAAACAUUUCAAUGCAAGUAUAUGCUUUUCAAUACAUUUUUGUUGCAAAUGAAACUUUUUAUAUUCGCUGUAAUAAAAAUAUAUUGGCCUGUUUUAGAUUAUCAUUGAGAGUGUACUUUAUGAAGCACUGAGUGACCUGCGUGCAAGGAAAGAUGCAACAAAAAAGGCAAGAGCGAAGCAACUUACAAAUCUUUACAUAAUCACAAUCUGUGAAUGGAUCUCAAGCUGUCAGGACACAAGUCAAAUUAAUAUUUGUGAUAUGCAUAUGAGGACUUCAGUGGCGUACGUUAAACCUCAUAAUUAUUACAUAACAAAAAUAAAAUGGAGUUUUAUCAAAUUGUAUCAUGCAACCUCAAAUAUUUUCUGGUCUAAAUACUUUCUGUAAGCAAUUCUGUGAGUUUUAAGAUAUUAUAACAAAUUUGAAGAAGUUUAUAAAACAAAUUCCUGAAGAAAAACAAAAAAAUGAAAUAUUCCUAAUAGAGUAAUAUAAAAUAAAGUAGGGUUAAACUUGAAAAAAGUAACACAACAAAACAACAAACGUGUCGGUAGGAAGCCUUCUUCAGCAAACAAAUAUUGUGCUAAGCUGAUUGCAGUCUCUCCCCUUAUUACCCUAAUGAGAGUAACUUACAUUUAUUUAAAUUUUAUUAUUGCUUCCAAUGCUUUAUUCUUUUUUUUUAAAAUGGUCUUAUAAUUUUUAAUUCCAGUGGUCGAUCUAUGCCUAAGAAGGCUAAUGGUGUAAUUGAGGAAAGCUUUACCUACCUGGACAGCUUCUUGUCAGAAUUUAAGUCAAAUUGGACAUGUAACUAUUGGAAAAGACAAGUUGAUAAACUAUUCAAGAUCCAAAUGAAUGGAGCUGAGUCUGUUAAAGAACGUGAAAAAAUUGUCGGGAUCUCAGUGUUGUUUGCCUACCAAUGUCUGAAAAAGGUAUUGGUUAUUUUUAUUUAUUACAUUUUCUGAACAAAAAUAUUCAUAAAAUUCUGAGGAGAGUUGUUAUGUAAAAUGUAAAAAAUUUUCAUUUGAUUCUAUUAUUGUAAAUUAUAUUUUUUAAAAUUUCAAAUAAAGUUAACCCUCGAACUGUGGUUGGCCGACGAAAUCGGCCGACAUUCUGGUUCUGUGAUGUGGCAGCCGACAAAUUCGGCCGUUAAAAAACACGGUCCGAUAGCAAUUUCCAAUCCAAUAUUUAACCGAAAUCGUAGCCAUUUUCUUUUAUUAAUAACUAAAUCAACUUCCGGGCCAAGCUGUUUCUUGAUAACUUAACAAUAAGUACUUUUUAAUUGGAAUUUUAUAUCAAGAAAAAAAGGAAAAAUGACGGAAGCUAUGGCCGGGCCUUGAGUGCGAGAACUAAUAGAAAUAUUUUUGAAUGCUUUUUAGGAGAGGAUUUAAGUGAUACUGACGAUGAUUUUAACAUUCCCCAUGACAUCUCACUUCAGAUUUUUCUUUUGGUGAAUCUGACACUAGUCUUAGUGAUAGUGAAGUAGGUCUACUGAGGCUACUGUUAUACUUCAAGCCAGGCCUGGAGGUUGGGCAAGGACUGACUGAAUUUUAGUCACACAAGCUACAGAUUAUAGAUCAGAACUAAUAAAUUUUAUAGUUAAACAACCCAAAUCACUUCCACAGUUCCUUUUUAAAUGUUUACUAGUCAAUAAUAACUAUUUUGCCUGAGAUUUUGUAUUUUGUACUUGGUUUUAGCAGUGGUCCCAGUUUCUUAUAUAAAUGACCUAAAAUUACUAAAAUUGCUUUCAGAUGUGUAAAUGCAAUCAACACCGUAGCAAACUAUAUAUUUUCUGAAUUGGCUACAACAUUUAGAUUUGUGUUUUAAGUGUAUCUAUAAAAAUUAAUGAUGUUAUGAGCACUUGAAAGCAAGACAUUUUGUCGAUUUUGAUUUUCUUGAGAACUCCAAGGUCAAGGACAUGGAGCAACAUUAUUUUUACGGGAUGGGCAAAAUGGCCAACUUUAUCCCCAUCCAUUUACCUUUCUAAAAAUAUAUACUUAUAGGGGUCUUGUAUCAAUAUUUCUAUGUCAUUUAAUGCAAUUUCAAAAGCCACUCAAAAAGCUCUCAAAAGCUCCACACCACAGAAUGAUGCAUGCCACAGUUCGAGGGUUAAGCAAUGAGAAUGUGGACUUCUAAAAAAAUUAAAUUCCUGUUCAUCUUUCUAAGAGUGGGGAUGAGGAUGAUUGUUGGGUAAAAAAUGUCAGGAGGGGCUGCUACAGUUUCCAAACACAAUUAAUAAGAAUAUUUAAAAAGACGAAAGAGAUUUAUUUUAAAAGCACAACCUGAAAAUCUGAACUGAACAAAGUGCUGCAUGUAGCCCUCUUCUAUUCAGUGCUGCAUGUAGUAGCCCUCUUCUUUUCAGUGAUGUUUGUGUGCUUUGUAUGCUGCUAGUCCUUCUGUUUUUUCACAGGAAGGAUUUACAUAUAAAUUUACACACACAUACACACACACAUUUAUAUAUUUUUUUUGGUGUUUUUUUUUGUUACAGACAUUGCUUUCCAAAGAUAAGAAAAACCUAGAACACUUUAAUAAGCUCUUUGGGGCCUUAAGAUCACAAAAGACUGCAGACAAAAAUCCUUUGACAAGUCACAUAUUCGUACACGGCCUUGCUCUUCUGCUGUCGUUGGCAUUGAGUGAGUAUGUGCGGUGUUGACAUAAUUAUUAAUUAUAGAGUGACCCUAGUCUUGAUUUUAAAGCUAAAGUAACUAUGUUCAUUUUUAAAAAAAGGACUGUUCCUUAUUGACUGAUUAGUUCUGAAAUAUAUAUUUUAAUUUUACUCAAUACUUUAUGUCAGGUGAGAUCAUUUUUUAUUUAUUUAUCCAAACCAAUUAAACUUUGGUUUUAUUACACUUUACAUUUCUUUUUAUUUACCUUGUAUAAACAUACAGACAGAAAAAAAAAAAAUCCUUAUAAAUUUAACAAUUUUAACGUAAGAAAUUUUCAAAGUAAAUAUUCAAAUUUAAAGACAUGACACUUCUCUGAAUGAUAUCCACAUUGACUUAAAAAAAUAAUUAUUUGAUUUUGUAACAGACAUGGAGGGAAGGUUGUAAAUCUUAACAGAUUGGGGAACAAAUGAAUUUCUCGAUGUCCUCAUUAACAAACAUAAAGGAUUUGCCCUGUUCUUAAGUAACUCUAAUUUAGUGAGUAGGUUUUUUUCCUACUAUGUUAUAUAAAAAAAUAAUAACAUUAUGUUUUCAUUAAUUAGGAGGUAUUGAUCAUCUUGAAGGUCUGCAAGAGCUUUGUAAAACUGGAAUGGAAAUGAUCAAUAAGUUUUCCACCGAUGAAGAGAGGGUGAGACAAUUUAACAUGCCUAUGCUCCAUACACAUAGGAACAAAUCUUCAUGAAGGAUUAUAAAUUUGAGAUAAAAAAAAAAAAUUAAAAAAUUAUUGCAUUAAUGUUCCUAUGUUAAUUAUACUAUUUCAAAAUAGAGGAUUUUGUUGCGGAACCCAAAUAAAGAUUUUCAAUAAAUAACCUUCCCUUUUCUGAGUAUUUCAAGUAGAUGAUAAAAUGAGAUAAAAAAUUUUUGGGUUACAUAUUUUCAUUAAUCUCUUGUUCACUAUUUGUGCCAUCACAGUUGGAUGAUAUGCAGACGAUGUUGAUGUUCCAUAGGAACCAGAACAUAAGAAACUUAGCUUUUCCAGUCACCUAUGAACAAGACCAGAAGAAGCUGUUACAGGGUGAACUUCAUAGGCUCUUAUGCCCACUGCUCUGUGGCCCACUGCUGAUAAAAGUUGACAGCGAGAUGGUAUUUAUAUUGAAUUUAUAUAGGCCCACUGCUUAUAAUAGAUGACAGCAAGAUGGUAUUUAUAUUGAAUUUAUAUAGGCCCACUGCUUAUAAUAGAUGACAGCAAGAUGGUAUUUAUAUUCAUUUGAUACAACUGAUGUUUAAAUUAUCUUUUGCCAUGGUAAGAAAAAAAACAAUUACACUAGCUGCUAUUUAAGGGGAAGAAUAAAUUGUAUAUAAUUAUUCGUGCCAUCCGCAUAUUUGUUACUGAGAUUCUCAGAUUUAUGUUACCACAUGCUGACCAUGCGCUGCCCACUGUAACAAAGAACAUAGCCAAAAAGUUUCAUUUUCAUUGCUUUAUUGAGAGUUGUGGUCUGUCUUUGGUUGACAACAUACAGGCACCAUCUUGUCAUAUUUAUUAUUAACUGCACUGCGUUUUGAUCAGCUGAUGGGGGUUGUUUACAAAUUCAAGUUUUUAGUUAUAUUCAGUUGUAUCCUUUCUAGUGUCUGUAGUUUGAGGAUUAAAAUUUGUGAAAUUAAUAUCAUUUGAUUUCAUUGGAAUGGGGAAUACAUCAUUAGAGAAACGACGUCUUGUUUCAAAAAAUGAAUGUAAAAAUGUUGUUUUUUAUUUUUACUUGUUUUCCCCCCUGCAUGCAUGGUUAUUAGGAGACUCAUUUUUAAAAGAAAAUUUCUGAAUUUAUUCAUUUAAAGAGCAGUCAGGUUGUUAAUCGUCGUGCUUGCACAAACCAUUAAAAUUUGAUAAAUUAUAUAUAAAAAAACUGUACAACAGCAUGAAAACAAACUGUACAGGUUGGCAUUUAUGGUGAACACCUACGUUGGAGAUGUGUGUCGGUGGAUUCUCAAUAUGACUUCACCUCUGAGAUUUGUGGCUGCAACAAAUCUGCAGUGACAAUGCACCUUAAUGUGCGACAUAAAUAAUUCCAGGUUAUUCCAACAGCAACUUACUUAGAAGCUUUCCCCCAGUGUGUGUCUAAUUCAAACUUCCUUUUUUUAUAAUUAGCCUAAUUAUUAUUAGGUUGCAUAUUAUAAAUAAUAAUUAUUAUAAAUUUAACACUUUAUAAUUUGCUGACUUCAUAAUUCUUGUGCAGGAGAAAUUGCAUUGGUGUGAGCUGACAGGGUCAUUGAACAGUACAAAAGUUUUUAUUCGCAUGCACCUCCCACAAGAAAAUGACCACAGAAAGAAAAAUAAGAGCUCCUUUAGUCCGCAUCAGGAUGUUUACUACAAUGAACUUUCACAGCUCCAAAAAUUUAG
Lymnaea stagnalis (great pond snail) is the source of this 6391-nucleotide messenger RNA. NCBI's taxonomy places the organism in Eukaryota, Metazoa, Mollusca, Gastropoda, Lymnaeidae. The record is from the annotation of a GenBank genome assembly.